CUCAUCGUUUCAGAGUCAGUCUGACAACACAGUGAGCGGACGACGUACCAGGUCCCACCUGAGAACACCAGAACCUGCAGACCUUUAGAACCUGCAGCCUCAGACCAAUCUGCAUCCGUUCCUCAGACACGCAGUAUGGUUUGGUCCCAGGAGAGAGAAGCAGACCGGCCGCCGCUGUCCGUCAUUUUGCCGCGACUCUACCUGGGAGCGGAGAGCGACGUGACGCAGGACCGUCUGGCUGCUCUGGGUAUCUCCUAUGUACUAAGUGUGAGUCGCUGCAGCCCUCAGCCCUCCUUCCUGCCUUGCUCUAAAUACCUCCGUAUCCCCAUCGAUGACUCCCUGUGGGACGACCUGCUGCCAUGGAUCCCACAGGCUCUGCACUUCAUAGAUGCAGCUAUGUCCACUGGAGCCUCGGUGCUGGUUCACUGUGCAGCAGGGAUCUCACGCUCCCCAGCUCUGGCUGUCGCCUACAUCAUGUACAGCCUCGGACUGGACCUGGACCAGGCCUACAGGUUUGUGAAGGAGCGAAGGCCCUCCAUUUCUCCAAAUUUCAACUUCUUGGGUCAGCUGCAGCACUUCCAGAGCACUCUGAGCCAGAAGCCCCCCUGUGGUGACCCCCACAUGGUCAGUGUUGACAGCGACUCAGCAGACGGCCAACACAUCCACAAAGACCAGACACAGCAGCAAAGACAUUCAUGCUCAGAUGGAAGCGAAAAUCAGCAUCUUUCCUUGUCAGGGAAACUCCGGACUCUUCAUUUAACUCUUAAUCAAAAGCAGCAGGAUGUCCAGCCAUUCUGUAUGGAUCCACCGGUUUCUUCAAGCCUCUCGGAGAUGAUCAAACCCCAAGUCCCCACGCAACUACAACUCCCAGCAGGCUCUGCUUCUCUAUUAGAGAAACGCAAAAGCCUUACACUCUCUUUGACACCCUUGGGCGUUCGCCCUCCAGCAAACAGCCAGCAAGUGAGGUGCAGUUCUCCAUCCAAAACUGUCCACAAGAGGGAGGCAGCAGAACAGGCUGAAGUAAAGACACAGAGUAACACUGCCCUCUGCAGGCAGCCGGAGGAAACACACAGAGAGCACAGUUCCACCCGUGGUGGAGGCGUGGAGACGAGGGAGCAGAGUCUACUGUCACCACUCAGCUACACCCUCAACAGACUGCUGGGGUGGGGGGAGAGGGUGCUGCUGGGAGACAUGUUUGUCCAACCUGUGAGGAUGGGACAGGCUUACAGAUGCUGAGGAUGGGGGGUGGGGUUUGGAUUUGUGCAUGUGUGUCAAAAGAACCAAAACGACAUGUUAUGUGCAAACAUACAUACAGGAGCGCUGAUGUAUGUGUUUGUCUUUGUUAUGUAUUUAUUUCAUUGUUUGUUUAUUUAUUGCAGAGAUGAAUAUAAAAUACCCCAGUGUGUAAAAACACUUGUGGAUCUUUAUUUCACAUUAAACUUGAUCAAUUUA
Sphaeramia orbicularis (orbiculate cardinalfish) is the source of this 1452-nucleotide messenger RNA. RefSeq names its product dual specificity protein phosphatase 16. Gene Ontology annotation, cellular component: cytoplasm. The coding region runs from base 136 to 1236 and encodes 366 amino acids. Lineage: Eukaryota; Metazoa; Chordata; Actinopteri; Kurtiformes; Apogonidae. Gene Ontology annotation, molecular function: MAP kinase tyrosine/serine/threonine phosphatase activity; MAP kinase tyrosine phosphatase activity; protein tyrosine/threonine phosphatase activity. The transcript is spliced from 5 exons. The record is from RefSeq and is a predicted model, not a curated record. Gene Ontology annotation, biological process: negative regulation of MAPK cascade; peptidyl-tyrosine dephosphorylation.